Messenger RNA from Xiphophorus hellerii (green swordtail), 3069 nucleotides. RefSeq names its product secretogranin V (gene scg5). NCBI's taxonomy places the organism in Eukaryota, Metazoa, Chordata, Actinopteri, Cyprinodontiformes, Poeciliidae. The record is from RefSeq and is a predicted model, not a curated record. Bases 54 to 1811 code for a protein of 585 amino acids. Gene Ontology annotation, molecular function: enzyme regulator activity. The transcript has 12 exons. Gene Ontology annotation, cellular component: secretory granule. Gene Ontology annotation, biological process: neuropeptide signaling pathway; regulation of hormone secretion.
UUUUCACAGGUCAACAGAAAACUGCUGGCUGCUUUUGGAUUCUUGAUUUUGAAAUGAAGAUUACAGAUGGUAACGUGAUUCGAUUUCACCUCCAAGCUCUAUAUGGGAUUUCUGUAAAGAACUUUGCGAAGAAGAAAGGGAAAUUGGUGUACACUGGAGCUAAGGUGUUUGGGGUCCCUCUGGAAAAUUUGCCCAGACGAUACAUUCCUGAAUUUGGUCUUGUACCCUGCUUUUUAGUGGAUGGUUGCUCUUUUCUGUUGGACCGUGUUGGUACUGUGGGCCUGUUCAGAAAACCAGGCUCCCUUCCUCGCGUUAAGAUCCUCAGGGAGAAAUUGAAUCGUGGGGACGAUGCCCUGUCCACUACUUCCCCCUAUGAUAUCGCUACCCUCGUCAAACAGUUUUGCAGGGAGCUUCCUGAGCUGCUGUUCCCUUCUGAGAUUCAUGCAGCCCUGCUGGAAGCACAGGCCCUGCCCGACCUGCAGGGCAAGAUGGCCGCCCUUCAGUUACUCUCCUGUUUGAUACCAGCCAGAAACUCAUCCUGCCUGCAGUAUCUGUUUGACUUCCUUCACAAAGUUUCUCAGAGAUGCUCUGACAACUUGAUGACCAGCUCCAAUCUGGCCACAGUCUUUGUCCCAUGCCUCUUACCGCCGCCAAACAAAACCGAAAUGUCAGAAGAACGACUUGAACUUCGAGUUCUUGUCCUGCGCACUUUCAUAGAGUUUCCUCAUGUUUUUGGUGUGAUUUCUAAAACUGUUGUGGACAGCAUGAAAUAUUUUAUGAACUUUGUUCAUCUGGAGGAUGUGUUCAAGAAAAGAAACCGCUUAAAGGUAAAACGAUCUGAGAAGACCGUGCUCUGGAUUCAGAGCAAGCCAAAGGUCAGGCCUGCAGUUUCUGAUCCGACUCUUGUCUGCAUAACGAGAGGCGACCCAAAGCUGAGGAGAAGCGUUGGUCUUGAAACCUUCCCCAACAUCCAGCUGUUCAGGACCUGCAUGCCUAAUGAAGUCGUCAGGAAUUCGCUUUUGCGCGAGUUACUAACAGAUGUGGGAUUAAUGUAUUUUAUUUUGAAAGAAAAACGGAACUAUUUUUUCAUGGUGACUUACUUGAUGGAGGAGAAGGCAGGUUCCUCCGUCUACGCAUUCAAGAUGACAGAAAUUGGAUCCUCGGCGCGGCUCUUUCUGCUCGGACUGCUGGUGUGCCUGCAGCUCGGCAAAGCUCCAGCUCGCACUCCCCGCACGGCGGUGGACCAGGUGUCCGAGGCCGACAUCCAGCGGCUGCUGCACGGCGUCAUGGAGCAGCUGGGCAUCGCUCGGCCCCGGGUGGAGUACCCUGCGCAUCAGGCCACGAACAUCGUCGGGCCUCAGAGCAUACAAGGUGGUGCUCAUGAAGGCCUGCAGCACCUCGGUCCUUACGGAAACAUCCCAAACAUCGUGGCUGAGCUGACAGGCGACAAUGUUCCCAAAGACUUUAGCGAUGACCACAGCUACCCAGACCCUCCAAACCCCUGUCCCCUGGGAAAAACGGCUGGAGACGGUUGCUUGGAAAAUGCUCCGGACACGGCUGAGUUCAGCAGGGAGUUUCAGAAACACCAGCACCUCUUCGACCCAGAGCAUGACUACCCUGCUCUGGGAAAGUGGAACAAAGAACUUUUAUACCAAAAGCUGAAGGGAGGACCAAAGAGAAGGAAAAGGAGCAUCAACCCUUAUUUACAGGGUCAAAGGUUGGACAAUGUGGUCGCCAAGAAAUCUGUUCCCCAUUUCUCAGAAGAAGAAGAAGCAUCGACCACCACGGCUCCCAGCAAACCUGCAAUCUGAAAUUUGGGAAAACUUGGAAAAUGUUUUCCUCUCAGAAAAAUGUUUGUAGGCUGCACAUUCCAGGAUUUGUUUCAAUAGUCACUGGGACAGUGUUUUCAGCAGAAACGCUGCAUUUUCAUUGACUUAAACGUAAAAAUGUGCCAAGAUUUAUCUGGUGAUUUGCCUAAAGCACAGGUGUCAAACUCAAGGCCCGGGGGCUAAAUCUGGCCCGCCGUAGCUUUUUAUGUGGCCCUGUAGACUCCAAAUUACAUCAAUUAGUCCCUCCAGUUUUUCACAAAUCUGCAAAAUUCAUACAAAAUCUACAGAUUCUCACAUUUUUUUCAGAUUUUUACUGCAAAGUUUUCUCAAAAUUGCCCAAAAACAUUGAGUUUAAGUGACUGGUACCUCAGCUUUACCUGAUGAGCUAUAGUCCAGGACCGAUACGGCAAUUAAUAAAAAUCCACAUUCAGCAUCAUAAAUAUCAUUAAAACUUUUUACAAAUAUUUCUGAAUUGGCACCACAAAAACGAUCUCAAAAUCCUGGAUGAUCUGAUCAGUGUGAAAAGAUGUUAAAUAUUUAAUUUUAAGAAACAAACUGCUAUUUAUUGAAAUUUUAACAGUGUAGUGGGUCUUUAUUAAUACAUUCUGGCCCUUUAAUAACAUUCAGACUUUUGAUUUGACUCAAAAUGAAAAUGAGGGUGACGCCCCUGACUUAAAGUAUCUAAAUGUUUAUAUCUGAAGCUCAAAAAUAAACAAGUGGGCAUAAAAACAGAAUAUUUUGGAAAGACAAUGCUAAAGUCAUGUUCAACUUUGCUUUAGAAAUUUGGUAACAGGAAGUGGAGUCCGUGUUAAAACUGUUUUGGUAAAUAUUUAAAACUAAAUUUAGAAGGAAAAAAAUUGAUUCAAGUAUCCUUCAGCUGAUUAAGGUUGAUGCCAUUAAAGCUGUCACUGAUCUAAGAUCCCAUAAUUACAGAUUCAAUCCAGAAUGUAUAAAGUUUUAUUAAAGAUCUGGAGGUUAAAUUAUAGCUUAUUUAUUCACAGCAGUACAGAGAACAGCAUUACAAAGUUUGUUAAAAUUUUAUGAUUCAUGUGUCUCUUCAACAUCCUUAAAUCUCCUUUUAUUUAAAAUCUGCUUAUGAACAUCUUCACUCCACCAUGACAAGUAUUUUUGAGCUUUUUCUCUUCAGGCUGCAGCGACUCUUAUCUUUGUUUACCGGAUCUUGUCAAAAUGUUUGUCUUCUGUUUUUGUUCUGUAAAGUCAAAUAAACGACUUAUCUGCA